GAAAUGUAGAUUUUAUAUCUAUUCUUUUUUUUAUUUGAUAAAUUGUGGUUAAUCACAUAAGAUUGGUGAAUUAGUUGAAAGUACGGAAAGAGAGGGAUUCGAACCCUCGGUAAACUAAAGUCUACAUAACAGUUCCAAUGUUACGCCUUCAACCACUCGGCCAUCUCUCCGACAUCAGGGUUAUGACUGAGUACCUGGGUGAAUAGCGAGUUAUUCAUCGUUUUUUAGAUUAUGGUUAAUAGAAACCUUUUUUGACCGGAAAAAAUUGGAAGUAGAUAGAAUGUUUUUUUAUUUUAACGAUUCCGCUUUUAUGUUAGUUCGUACUAUAAAAUUCCUUUGUUUGUGAGACAAUUUUCUCACAAAAGAAAAGGUAAAGGAAAUAAAAAGAGUUAUAGAAUGGAUUACUACCUAUGCCAAGAUCGCGUAUAAAUGAAAAUUUUAUUGAUAAAACCUUUACAAUUGUAGCCGAUAUCUUAUUACGAGUCAUUCCGACAACUUCCGGAGAAAAAGGAGGCAUUUACUUAUUACAGAGAUGGUGCGAUUUGAUUAUUAUUAUUUUUUUUUAUUUCUCGCCGAUUUGGAAUAGAAAGAAAAACGACUAUUGAAAAAAAUCUACGCUUUUGAAGGUGAAGUUUAUAAUAUAAAAAAAAGCAAUCCCUUCUGUCAUGUAUCAACGAUUAAUGCAGCCUUAGAUGCUUCAAUUGUGAAUUCUAGUAUUGAGCAAAAGGUUUUUACCUAUGGUUCCCGUAUUACAGAUCAAACUAAUACACUCUACGAAUAGGAGGCACAGGGGAAGAAGCACUACGCCGAGAAAUCAACAACAUGAAAACUUUCUUCAAAAUGAUUCCUUUUCUUUCUUCUUCUUCUUUGGGAUUGGGACUAAUUAAAAUGGUUGGAACAAUAAACAUCCAUCUUGUUCUUACUUUGGAUACCCGUAUAACCAUUGAAGACUGUUGAAGUGACUAAUUCCUGGAAAUUUAAGGGCGUUGAGAACAAAGAAAUUUUUAGAGUUUCCUUUUUUAUUUUUAUCUAGCAUGAACCCACUUGGUAGUAAGAAAAGAUCUUUUGCAAGAAGGUUGGCUAGGGAUUUCUUGUAAAAACAUUAGCCCCGCUUAGGUCAUAAUGACAUCAAAUUUUUCCAUAUAUUUAUUAUUUUGAUUAUGUACCUAAAGGAGGAGCCGUAUGAGAUGAAAAUCUCACAUACGGUUCUGAAACGGAGAAUUCGGUAAAGCGAAUGACGACCGUAACGGAUGUCGGCUCAAUCUGAAGGAAAUUAUGCGGAAGCAUUACAGAAUUAUUAUGAAGCUAUGCGACUAGAAAUUGACCCCUAUGAUCGAAGUUAUAUACUCUAUAAUAUAGGCCUUAUCCACACAAGUAAUGGGGAACAUACCAAAGCUUUAGAAUAUUAUUUUCGGGCAUUAGAACGAAACCCCUUUUUACCACAAGCUUUUAAUAAUAUGGCUGUGAUCUGUCAUU
Messenger RNA from Eutrema salsugineum, 1476 nucleotides. RefSeq lists its product as uncharacterized. NCBI's taxonomy places the organism in Eukaryota, Viridiplantae, Streptophyta, Magnoliopsida, Brassicales, Brassicaceae. The record is from RefSeq and is a predicted model, not a curated record. The transcript has a single exon.